Molecule: messenger RNA, 384 nt
Organism: Gaeumannomyces tritici R3-111a-1
Lineage: Eukaryota; Fungi; Ascomycota; Sordariomycetes; Magnaporthales; Magnaporthaceae
Exons: 1
Coding region: 1-384 (127 amino acids)
Source: RefSeq, a predicted model, not a curated record
AUGGAUGAUGAAUCGAGGAACGGCAAGGUGCCCCGGCCAAGCACGCCUGUGCAGGCCGAACGAAGGCCCUUUCAUCACAUAUUCCGGCGGGCGGGGGCUGGGGUGCGGCUACGCAAGGGCAGGGGCGUCAUCGGCGCUCGUCUCAAAGCGCUCGAUGGACAUGCAAUACGUCUACAGAGGGGCCACGCCGAGCACCUCAUCAUCGACGCGGCGUCCCCCUGUCCAAGGCGGGACUUGGUCGGCGAUCAAUUGGCUGCGGGCAAGACCAACAAACAAUCAACGACAACAAGACCAAGAACAGAGGUGUACAUUUACACGCCUGCACCUGCACACGCACGCACACGCACACCUUGCUGGGCUGCCCAUCAUGCCGUCGUGUUCUAG